UAGGAUGCCCGGGAACCACUCCUAGGUCAAUUAAGGAUCAAAUGUUGGAACCUCAUGGGUAAGGAUAAGGUAAUGGAAUUGAUAGAUAAAUUCAUAGACCUAGGUAGGAUAGGAGAGUGGAUAAAGGGAAUAGAGAUGAUGAUAGAGAUCAUACUGAGAAACAGAAAAAUUCCGUACGGGUACAACUCUUAUUUGAACGAAGUGAAAAAAAUGCGAUCUUUGUUGUCUAAUAGAACAAACACUAAUACCUUAAUUGAGUCGGUCAAGAUCAAAUCUGUUUAUCAAAGUGCUUCUCCGAUUGCUCAAGACAUCUCUUUUCAACUGAGAAAGAAAACAAGAUCAUUUCGUUCCAUUUUUAGUAGAAUAGUUAAGGAUAUUCCAUUAGUAAUGAAAAAAGGGGUUGAGGGGAUCCGUAUAUGUUGUUCAGGUCGAUCAGAAGGCGCAGAAAUAGCUAGAACUAAAUGCGGAAAGUAUGGAAAAACAUCUCGUAAUGUAUUUAACCAGAAAAUCGAUUAUGCUUCUGCGGAAGUAUCUACUCGUUACGGAAUCUCAGGUGUCAAAGUGUGGAUUUCAUAUAGUAAAAAAAAGGGACGUGCUAUAUCCGAAACGUACGAAAUUUAGUAAAUAUCGUAAAGGCAGAUGUAGUAGGGGUUGCAAACCAGACGGAACAAAACUAGGUUUUGGAAGAUAUGGCACUCAAAGUUGUAGAGUUGGUCGUCUUUCAUAUCGAGCCAUUGAAGCAGCGCGUCGGGCUAUAAUCGGGCACUUCCAUCGUGCUAUGAGCGGACAAUUCCAAAAAAAUGGUAAGAUAUGGGUAAGAGUUUUCGCAGAUAUCCCUAUUACUGGGAAACCUACAGAAGUAAGAAUGGGAAGAGGAAAAGGAAAUCCUACCGGUUGGAUUGCUCGUGUGUCCGCGGGACAAGUCCUAUUUGAGAUGGAUGGUGUGAGUUUGUCAAAUGCUCGACAAGCCGCCACAUUAGCGGCACAUAAACCAUGUUCGUCAACCACGUUUCUUCAGUGGUCGUAACGUAAUUGGUUAGUGGGGAAAAACCAGGCCGGGACUCAAAAGAAUUAGGCGAAGGGUUUGUUCCUGAACGAGGGAAGUGGAAAGACACUAAGGGAGAGGGAUAUACUCCUUUUUGAAUCGCCGAAAUU
This is a messenger RNA of Lathyrus oleraceus (garden pea), 1155 nucleotides long. RefSeq names its product 60S ribosomal protein L16, mitochondrial. Lineage: Eukaryota; Viridiplantae; Streptophyta; Magnoliopsida; Fabales; Fabaceae. Bases 473 to 1027 code for a protein of 184 amino acids. Gene Ontology annotation, biological process: mitochondrial translation. The transcript has a single exon. Gene Ontology annotation, cellular component: ribosome; mitochondrial large ribosomal subunit. The record is from RefSeq and is a predicted model, not a curated record. Gene Ontology annotation, molecular function: structural constituent of ribosome; rRNA binding.